Messenger RNA from Ceutorhynchus assimilis (cabbage seed weevil), 3867 nucleotides. The record is from the annotation of a GenBank genome assembly. Lineage: Eukaryota; Metazoa; Arthropoda; Insecta; Coleoptera; Curculionidae.
AUGGAUGCAAAAGCAUUGUUGAAGGAAGCAAAAAAUGCUAUGAAAAAUAAGGAUUUUCAAAAAGCUUUGAAGCUAUCAAAGUCAAUCAUCAAAGAAGAUAGAAACAACUACACAGCAAUAGUACUUUUGGGAUUAGCUUUACAAGAAGUGGGACCUCUAGACAAUGCCCCGAAAGCAUUCAAAAAAGCGAUAGAUUUGAACCCAACAAAUCCUUUUGCUUGGAAAGCCUUAAUUAGUUAUUUUGAAAAAUUAAAUAAGGAUGAUGCUAAAGAAGAUUUAGUUAAAGCUUAUUUAUCUUACUUGGCUAUAGAAACAGAUGAAUCAAAACUUGUAGAUUACUCAAAAAAAUUAUCUCAAGUUAAUGGUGAUAUUAGACAAAUAAGCCAAACUCUAAUUGAUAUUAGUCAAAAAUGUUCUUCUGGGGGUAAAAUAGAAAUUUUAAAAUUGGCUGCAUGCCUUCUAGAAUCUUUUUCUGAGGAAGACAAACCACUGGACAUGUAUGAACAGUGCCUCUCUAUGUUGUCAGAAACAUCAUCGAUCCCAGAAAACUUUUAUCUAGGCUACUUGACUUUAAUAAAUAAAAAAAACUUGAAGGAAAAGGUAUUAGAACACUCCAUCAAAAUGCAUCAACUAUUUCCAUCCAAUGUAGCAGCUCUUAGUUGGAUUUGCAAACUUUUUAAUCAAGCCUUUAUUGAAGAAGAUCCAAAAGUUGUGUGUGAUAUUGCAGAAUAUGUGAAGAAACUUUUAGAAUUGGAUCCCAAGAAUGCUAUGGGAAUAUUCACUGAAGCAGUACUUUUGUUUAGUUCUAAUAAUGCUUUGUUGGCCAGGGAAAAACUUUUAGAAGUGACUACCCAACGGCCUGGUUUAGUUUAUGCUUGGAUACUUUUAACAGAUGUAUUAAUUAGGCUCAAUUUAAGGCAAGAAGCCACAAUUGCCCAUCUUAAAACCCAAAAAUUAGUUAAGCCAUUAAGUGAACCGGGUUUUAUGCAGGAGAAACUUAAUCAUCAAGAAGUAAAUUUGCUAGCUUUAUCAACUGAAAGAGAGGAUUGGGAAAAAGCUAUGGAAAUAUUCAGUGACAAGGAUUUCAAGAAAUCAAAAUGUUUACCAGCUAUUAUAAAAAUUUAUUUAAAUUUAGAUCGUUUGACAGAGGCUGAAAUAAAUAUAUCUGAAUUAAAAUCACUUGACCAAAAUAUGGCAGAAUAUUUCAAAUUUUGUCUUUAUAAUAAACAAAGAAAUUUCACAAAAGCUAGAGAAUUAAUUGAAAAAUCUGUUUGCAACUUUACUGAAUGGUGGAUCGAAGUUGGUUUAUUUUAUUGGGAUUUGGAAGAGUUUAGUAAGUCUUUGGAACCAUUUUUGAAGGCUGCGAAAUGCGACCCCAAUAACCACAUGUGCUUCAUAUAUUUGGGCCAAUACUACAACAAAUUUGGACAAAAUGAUAAGGCAAGACGUUGCUAUGAAAAAGCCUUUAAAUUAAACUCACUUUCUGCAGAAGCUGGCAGUGAAUUGAGUAAAAUGUAUCGGAAACAAAAAAAUUGGGAAGCCAAUUUAACAUUACUAACAAGCCUUACUCAAGGUACUGUAGAUAAUACAAAUAUAUGGGCAUGGUUGCAAUUGGGUUUGACAUAUUUAGAACAAGGAGACCCUGUGAAAGCAAUGGAAUAUUUAAGGGUUGUUUUACGACGGGAACCUGAAAAUAUACAUUGCUGGGAAUCUUUGGCCGAUGCAUAUUUCGCAAAAGGGGCUUUUACAUCUUCCUUAAAAUGUUAUCAAAAAGCUUCAGAUUUGAGUGGGUUUUCUUUAUAUUCUGCUUUGCAAGUUGCAUAUAUUAGAAAAAUUCUGGGUGAAUAUGUUGAAGCUAAAGAAGAUUUUGAAAAUAUUUUAGCAAAAAAUAGCGAUUAUGUUCCUGCGUUAAAAGGCCUAGGAGAAACGUGCUUGUGCCAAGCAAGAGAAUGUUUUAACAAUCAACAACAUGGUACUGCACGGGAUUAUGCACAAAUUGCUUCCAAUAAAGUAACACUAGCGAUUUUACAAAGAAGUGAACUCACUUGCCUCUGGAAACUAUUAGCUGAUUGUGUACUCUUUGUUGCCAAACUACCUGACAAAUAUUCUUUUCUUAAAAUAUCCAAAACAUUACUCAGCGCCAACAAAUCAAACGAGUUUACAUUUUUGGAAAGUGAAGAAUUGUUUAACAUGGCUAUAAAAUUUUACUGUAAAGCAGUCAGUUUAUCAGACAACGACACUUUCCUGUGGCACGAUCUUGCAAAUUGCUAUAUCCGUUACGCUGGCCAUAUUGAAGAUAACCAGAAAAAAUGUGAACUAUUUGGUUAUGCAACUGCAGCAGCAGAACAUUGCACUAAUUUGAGCCCCGAAAAUUGGCAACAUUGGAACACUUUAGGGAUAAUAUCGAUGCUUAAAAGCUCGCCCAACUAUGCUUUAGCUCAACACAGUUUCAUUAAAGCAGUUAUAGCUGAAAGUAAUAGCGCAAUCGCUUGGACAAACUUGGGAAUUCUUUAUUUGCUUAUGGAUGAUUUAAAAUUGGCUAAUAAAGCAUUUGGAGAGGGCCAAAGAGCUGAUCCUUCUUAUGUGAAUAGCUGGAUAGGACAAGGAAUAAUUGCAGAGAUUAUGGGCAACUCUGAAGCUAUGGAUUUAUUUAGGCACAGCACUCAACUUGGCCAACAUCAACAGGGCAGCAUCGGGUAUGGACACUGGGUGUGUCAUAUGCUGAUAAAUAGCCCAUCUAGUGAUGAAUCCAUGCAAUAUAACAUUCAUAAUAUGCAUGCUAUCCCUGUGGCUUAUGAUAAUGUUAAUUGGUAUACAGAAAAGAAUCCACACAACGGCUGUGCCUGGAACAUGCUAGGCAUUCUAGCAGAAAGAAUGGGACUUCAAGAAACUGCCAAAAAAGCUUUCAAACAUGCUUACGUCCUAGCUCCUAGAAAACACAAAGAUGUAGCCAGGACAAACUACGGAAGAAUGCUAUCUAGGACAGGAGACUACAAAUCCGCUAUUGAUAUGUUUACAAACGUUGAAGCUGCUACAUUUAGUAGUGGAGGUGGAUUGGCUUUAGCGCUUUUCAGAAAUGGUCAAUAUGAAGAGUCCUACGGAGCCUAUGAGCAAGCACUUCAUUGGCUAACUGAAGAACAAACCUUCCAAUCUGAACUCUUAGUAGCCUUAGCUGCUAUGGCCUAUAAAUUUCAAGGUUUAGAUGGAGCUAAGACUUUACUAUUUCAAAGUAUUGGCCUGAAACCACCAUCCCCAUGGAGUUUAUAUGCAACUUUAUCCCUGUCUUUACUACACAACGACUUGAAGCUGGCUCAAUUAGUGCUCAAAGAAUUGGUUAAUUUGGAAACUCAAAUCAAACAAACAAAACCGGAAUAUGUAGAUUAUAUCUAUCAUUAUGCUUCGUUAUUGUCUUAUUUGUAUUCAUUAACGAAUGAGAAAAAGAGAGCAGUUACAGAAUUAAGUCGUUUAGUGCAAAAACAUCCUCAUAUAGGGUCUACUUGGCUGAUUCUUUCUCAAGUUUUACUAAGACUAGAAGAUGACAAACAUCGAUUACAAGCAGGUGCUAAAUGUGCUCAUGCAGCGCUGAAAUUGGGACAAAAUAAUGUGGAUGCCUCAAAAGUUUUAUGUGUAGCAGCACUAUCCUACCACAGAGCCGGUGACCUAAGACAAGCUAGAAUUUUUGCCCAAAAAGCAAUCCAUUAUUGCCCCAAUAAAGCUGACGGUUGGGUUACUUUAAUGUCUCUUUUAAUUAAGAAACAAACACCAAAUAUACCAAAAUAUUUCUUGAGCGAUUUGCAGAAGUAUUUUGAAGAGGUUGAGUGCAGCAACGAUAUUUUAACUUGGACAAAGAACAUAAUGGUAACAUAA